This is a messenger RNA of Cygnus olor (mute swan), 7011 nucleotides long. RefSeq lists its product as uncharacterized. The record is from RefSeq and is a predicted model, not a curated record. The transcript has 2 exons. Bases 6067 to 7011 code for a protein of 314 amino acids. Lineage: Eukaryota; Metazoa; Chordata; Aves; Anseriformes; Anatidae.
ACAGGAACCCUGGGAGCAGAGGCACAGAUAUUCAAGCUGUUGAUCAUGUUGUUAUCAGCACCUGCCUUCAUUUUUGGUGGUGUGCAUGAGGAGUGUAGCCUGCUUGAAAAAUGUUACAACCCAAGCUGUUGCUCUGAGUGGGGCUUUUGGGGACCCUCUAUCCUUGCAUGCUGUGGGUGACUCCACUCUUAGCCCUCAGACUUGUGUUGUCAAACUCAGUACAAGCAAAUCAGCCAGCUCCCAAGCCAUCUUGACUUUGUUCACAGGUAUGCUACGCAGUUCUCCUGUGACCUCUUCUCAGCAGAGCUGGUGCACAGUACUGAGCAAGCCAAGACUGAAGGAAAGGAGAACCACUCCAUGCAUUCUUGGUGUAGAUCCCAGAACCUCCCUGCCCAUGCAGAGCUGCUUCAGGUCACCAUAAACAUCGCACAAAAACAUCAGCACAGGCCAUCCUGCGAGUUUAAAUUAUAACCUAGAAAUGCUGGCUGAGCAGUCAACCAAGUUGAAUGUGGCCACAGCUGCUGCACAGACCCCUUCAGCCAGGAGGAGGAGGAAGGAGGAAGCGCAACAGGUGCUUGCAGGUGAGGAGAAACCUCCUGCCCUGUCUCCCAUGGGCAGGGGUUGCCCUGCAGGGUAUGGACAGCUCUCUUGAGCUAUUCCUCUGUCCCUCUGCCCAGCAGCACGGUGACUCUGAUGUGCUGGCAGCAGCCACAGUACACAACAGCACGGUUGGGCAUGACCGGGGGAGAUGCUCGUGAAGCUGCCACCCUGCUGCCUGGUACAGACCUCACCAAACCAUGGGGUGUUACAUACAGGGUGACUUUUCAUUGUUAUCAUCACAAUAAUGUAAUACUUACCUCUUAGUCUCCACAAACCUCACUUUAUGCGGCAUGCAUAUUAUGACCAUAUCCUUUGCUGGACUGCCUCUUCUUUUACAUGUUCUGCAGCUGGCAGUAACUCAUGAGCGAUCUUAUGGUGCCAAACCCUGCCUAUCUCACUAGCUUUCCAACUGCAGACCCAGACAACACAACUUGUAAGCAGCCCUACAAAAACAAACCAUAUGCCUCUUUUUGUCCUCCUAGACCUCACCUUUCACAGCAGCCAAGUAACAUCAAAGAGAAACAGAAGCCAUAAGCAACACCACAGUAACAACCCAGAACUACAGAAAAAGUGGAGGGAAAAUAGGGAAUGAAAGAGGUGACAGAGAGUAAAAUCUGCAGCAAGGAAGAUAAAUGACAUUGAUUCUUCAAAGGACCAGAUGUGGGGUGGUACAGGGGUGAACCAGCAUUGAGUACCUCUGGGUAGUCCAUGUUCCCCGAUGGUGCAUGAAGCAUCUUUCCCUUGGAUGUGUUUCUACCAGGAUCCCAUUAGGCUUGUGCCCCACAGACCCAUUGGAACAAGCUGGCAAUUAGUGGAAAGUCUGAGGAUGAAGUCCACAAAGACCUAAUUCAGUCUCCCUGCCUUUUACACCCUUUUUCUUCAUCAGAAGUGGUCACUGGAGGGGUGAAGCGGGUUGCAUGGAUGGUGCAAACUGGGGGAUGUUGGUCCCCACAGGGCCGGCCUGUGCACAAACAGAGCACAACACUGUCUGCAACUGCAGAUUGGGCAAUUUUCACCUGUGCAAGUUUUGCUCCAAGUUAAGAAAAAUAAUUUAAAAAAAAAAAAGAGGAGGGGAAGAAGAAGAAGAAGAAAAGGAAAACACAGUCCAAACUCUGCUUUGGCCAAACCUAGCCCUUUUAAGGAAAGAAAAUUUCCCAGAGCCACACUUGACAAACCUGGAGGCCUGAUCCUGCUCUCAGGAAUGUCAAUGCAAAUCCAGAGCAGCUCUGCUGGCUGCUGGGGGGGCGUUUAUAGAAGCCAAGAGAGGCUUGAGCUUUGCAGAAAAGCUCCUGGUCUCCCCCCUGAGAUGGCACAGAGCUCAAGCCAGAAGAGCUAGUGAGCAAGCUCCAGAUUCAAAGGCAAUAGUGGCAGAAAGAUCCACCUCCCAGUUUCAAGAAUUUGUCCUUUUUGCUGAGCCAUGUUCUGGAAGCCUCAGCCCUAUUUUUCUGCAAGCCAUGUGGAACAAAACAGCUGCGUCCCUUGGCUGGAUGGCUCUUACAGAGGUGCCAGAUGUUUUGCUUAGGACACAUCAGAAGUGUCCUUCCUGAGUUCAGACUUUCUCUGCUCUAAGGCUGCCCACUGCAGUCACUGGAGUCACAUCAUCGGCUUCGGCAAUUUUCUUUCUUUCUUUUUUUUUUUUUUUUUUUGGUAGCAGCCCUCUGCCAGCAACUCCACCUGAAGCAAUAGAGAUUGUGGGCAAAGAGCAGAGAAGGAAAGAAAGGUUUGCUUCUACCCCAGCCCCUAUUUAUGUAAAUAAUAUGCAAGGAGAAAGCUGUACUGAUGAGCAAAAAAGUGUUCCUGUCUCAUUAGCGUUAAAGGUCUGGAUGUAAACUGUUGUGUAAGUGAGCUCCACUGCAGUUGGCAUCCUGAAACAUUUUGGGGCCAGGUCCCAAGAAUGACUGACUGCCCUGAGCUUCUGCUAAUGGCAAUGUGGGCGUUUCAACUCCCAAACCAACUGCUGUGCAUCAUGAGAGCCACGGACACAUAAGAAGUGGCCUCACAAAUGAGAUCUGCAGGCAAGGGCCCCAACACUGGUCUGCAACUUGCAGAGGCAUUGUGGGGCUGCACUCACCCCAGAAGGUCUUCAGUAACUGCUUUCAAAAUCCCUGUCAGCAUCUUCCUACAUCUGCUCUGGCCCAUUGCAUGCUUUGCCUUAGAGCCACACUAUGGCUGUGCCAAAUGGCAAGUGAAUGGGAAGUUUCAGAACUGCACCCAAGCAUCCCAACGUCCAAACCCCAGUGCACAGGGCCACAAAGAUUGCUGCUAGGCCCACAAGACACCCAACACCCGGAGAAGCAUCUCUAGGAGGUGAGUGGUAACUGAGACAAUCUUGGGGAUGUCCCCUCGAGCAUGGCUGAAACAGCAGCUCAUGGAGGCAAAGCUGAGUUCAAAGGCUUUGCUGUAGAGCUGCGUGUCACUUGCUGAAAGAGAGGGUUUUUUUUGUUGUUGUUGUUUUUUUUUGGACAAGGGAGGAGAAGGAGGAAACCAGGAGCAAGGAAGGAGGAGGAAAAAUUUGGUGAAAGAGGAGGGAUGGUUUCCACGGCUCCCAAGCACCUGUGUAGUGUGUAGCAGCUGUGGAGGAGGCAGGGGAACUCUGACCUGCAAACAAGCUGCUUUUGUUGCAUCCCAAAUAGGCCUAAAUUAAGUUUGACAGAAAGAGGGCAGAUUCACACUCACUAUACACAAGCCCCCAAGCUCAGGCAGACCUGGAGAGCUUUGCUGCAGCAGUGCAGAACCUUUCUGGGCAACCAAGGAGAGGUAUGAAGCCCCGUGAGGGUGCAUGUGGUCAAGCAAAUUGCCCUCUCCAACCACCCCGUGCCUUUGCCAAGCAGCUCCUUCCCAAGGGUGCCCAGCUGAAGCCAUCUCCAAAGCCUGAAGGCCACCAUCACUGCAUGACAAACAGCCUCCCUGCAGAGAACACUGGAGCACUACUUCAUCCAUCUUUACCCACUGGAGCCACUGGAGCCUCACACCCCACUCCUGGGUUUGCCCUGGCCGUGUGCCCAGACCAGCGCACUGUGCCAGCGGAAAAAAAAAACGAGCUGGCUGCUAAACGGUUAACACUGACAAAACCAGAUUGCAGGGGUUCCCUCAUUCCCAGAUCACUCCUGGUUUAAUUCACCACCCACAAGAAAAAAAUAAAAAAAUCUUCUCCUCCACCCCAGCCUGGGCACCCACCCGGCUCUUUCUUCCUGUGCCAAUCGCCUGCCUGGUGUGGCCAGCACAAAACACCCAUGCCUGCUGGGGCUCAGUGCACAGGCUCCUACCACGUUUGCUGCGGCUGCCAUGUUGAAUUGCAAAUCCGACAUGAUUCAACAUAUUUUUUCCCCCCCUCGGUGGUUUGGAAGCACAAAGCAUUCGCGUGACACACACCCAGCUCUGAGUGGCUCUUGGGGAUGCCAGUGUCCCAGGCAGUAGGGUUAGGGUGGCAGGAAAAAACACCUCGAGUCCUGCUCCAAGCACUGCCCAUAGGUGGAUGCAUGUCUGCUAUACAUCCCUCUUUCUAGAUCGAUUUAAUAGUCAGAUGUUUUAGCACCAAGGGCUGGGGGACUCAAAGGAAAGGGGUUUCGGGGAGAAGACAGGUUAACAGCAACAACAAAACGACUGAGUGGCUGGAGGAAUUAAAUAUUAUUUCAAAUCAAAGGCAAAAGAACCCCAACCAACCAACCAACCCACCAACCAAAAAAAAAACAAAAGCAAAGCAAACCAAACCAAAAACAAAUCAAAAGUGAGGUUCGAUUUCGUACCAAGGCAGCAAGAGAGACGCACCGUGGAAGAGAGUGGUUUUGUUGUGGAGUGGCUGCUGGAUUUAGCUCUGCUUAUCCGGACAAUCAUCGGGGAAGGAUCCUUUUCCGAGAAAGGCCAGUUUGAGUGAGACAGCUUUUUUUUUUUUUUUUUUUCUCUUCUCUUGCUUGCUCUCUCCCCUUUCCUUCUCCUCUCAGCUCAAUGCCAAGAAAUGGGCGGUGCCUGGAUGCCAGGCUCCAUCCGAACAAGACACCAAAGGCCAGGCUGGCACAAAGGCAAACUGGCAUGAAUUCCUGCACUUGGCGCCACACACCCACUUGCCUGCCACUCCGAAAAAUUGCUGACGACACUGCCCACCCUGAAAAGUUGCCCUGUUUGGUUUCAAAAUGCCCCAAGGGGCACAAGGACGAAAAAAAAGCUAAGACCUUCCUUCAUGUCGAUGCAGGUUAAACAAAAGGCCUGGGGAUGUGGAUAUAAUUCCUAGCUCCCCUCCCCCCCGCCAACCCAAUCCUCCUGCCUCAUGCUCUCCGUCGCCAGCUCCCUUACCCGCCGACCCACAUCCACACAGCUUAAGCCCUGGGCGCCCUUCUGCCCAGGUUUGGCAUGAUGGGAGGCAAUGGGUGCUUGAACAGGGACUUGAACACCCAACGUGAGAGAGACCCAGUGCAGGAGAAAAAAAUAAAAUAGCAAAAAAAAGAAAAUAGAUAACAACCCACCCACUACAGAGGAAGCCUGGGAGCAGUUGCCUUCAGGGGGGCAGACUGUGGGUAGUUUGGGUUGCAGGGGAUAUUUUGUGCCUUUUUUUGCUGCUGUGAGCACAUGGGUUGUGCUGAUUACAAAAAGGGAGUCACAGUGGGUCGGGUAAGGCAGUGGGGAGGUGGGACAGACAGGUUGGUAGCACUACUGGGGAGAUGCCAAAAACACAAAACAAAACACGUUUUCAUUUUGCCUGCAUCAGCCUGGCGGUAGAGGGGCAAGCGGCAGAUGCACACUGCUGAGCAGCCACUGUGCUCCCCAGUGGGCCUGCAGCCCCAGCCCUCUGCGGCUGCCUCGGCUGCGUCCCCGCGCCCUCCUGGCUGGGCACGCCUGCCAAGUCCGUCUUGGCACGGCUCCCCCGGCUGCUCCGAACAAAGCCGUCACCCAUCCCUGAGCAGGCGCUGACAGUAAGCAAAGUGACAGGCACAUCUUCUGCAUGUUAAUCCAAACGGCAAGAAGGCAAGUGAGCAGCGCCAGCCCCCCCACACAACCACCCCCGGCCUGUACACCCCACCCUUGGCACCCAUCGGCCUUGCACAGGGCUGGUGAGGCCCCCGGGUGUGCCAAAGCCUCCCUUCGGCAUGUUUAAAUCAAAACAAACGGCUGAGCCACCCCAGUCGGCGGGCAAACAAGGCCACUCAGCUUCCGCGGUACCUGUUCCCGCUGUCUUCAUCUUGCCUUGGACGUGUGACAAGAGCCAACUCGCCUCUGGUGGGCUCUCCGAGCUGCGGGUCUGUAACCCUUUGCAGGAAGUUGGCACCGAUCCCAGCAGCCUGGACCCAACAUGAGGGGAAGGGGGGGAAGAAAUCAAAUGGGAAGAGAAUAGCUUCACAUCGGCAGGACAAUGCAUGGGAAACGGGGAGAUUAGCGUAGCUCUCAAAAUCCAUCUUGCCCGCCCUGUUUCUGAACCAUUCGCCCCUGCGCCUCAUCUUUUUAAUACUCUCAGCUCCUGAAUUAUUCCAGUCCAUGAACGGGAGGGAGCACACAGUCCAGAGUCCCUCAGAGCUGCCAAGAGCAUUGCAACAGAAAAGAAAGAAAGCGCGAGGGGGAGAGCGAGGCAGAAUCCUCACAAUUGAGCAGCGAGAAGAGCAAAGAGAAAUUAACAUCCAAUUACUGCCAUGUUUAACAAGGGAGACAGAGGCAGCUGUUGUUUUAUUGCCCUUUUCUUUUCAAGCACAUCUGACAGGCAGCAGGAAAGGCACCCCUGCUCGAAGUGACGUCAUCAUAUAUAUGUAUUUUUCCUUUUCCCCUGUCUUUCCUCUUCCAAGUUUCAGGGCAAGGUCUUUGCAACUUGGCCAGGGCAAUUUGGGACUUUCUCACACUGGAGCUGCUGGCUCCCCCCUCUACCUCUGGCCUCCUUUCCCCCUCCCCAGCACCGGCUCUGGAAAACAAACACACCAACCGAGCCCAAAGUCUUUGUUCUUCCAAAAAAAGAAAAAAAAAAAAAACACAAAACAUUCAGAUAAACCCAGAGGGAGCCCAGAGGAGGUUUCUCGGCAUGCACGGCUGAGCGUCUGUGUAUGUCCGUCUCUCUCGCGUUCCUCUUCCGAGACAGCUCGCUUGGCUUGUAAAACUUUGCGGCAUGUGACGCUGCUCCCAGCCUCCUUUGGCAGCGUGACAAGAACCACGCUGCUGGAUCGGAGAGCGCAGGCGGCUUUUAAGGAAGAAACUCAAUUCACCAAGAUUAGAGAAUUAGGAUGUUUUAAUCAAGGGACUACAAGGGGCUGCCAGUGGGUGGCUGGGAGGGACAGCCCCCGUGCAAGCGGCUGCAUGGACGGCGGUGCCAUCACCCCACUGUGGGGCCAUACUGGGGGGAGAGGAGCUGAAUCAAAACCAGGAAAGACUUUAACAAUCUCAGCUCACCAGGUGCCCCUCCUCCCCCUGGGGCGGGGGGGCCACGGCACCAUGUAA